GUACAACUGAUAGCAGUUGGGGGUUUGUGUGACCAUCUGCGAAUCUCAUGAUGAUCUUCCUCAUCAUCACCCUUCACCUGGUGUCAGGUCCAGUGGGCUGCUUUGAUGUGAUUGGCUACUCAGGAGGAAGCAUUAAAAUCUACUGCCAGCACCAUCUUUAUGGAAGUAAUGACAAAUAUAUUUGUGAAAUAAAACAAAAUCAGUGUGUAACUAAAAUAGUCACUCAAGGCCAGAAAAGAUGGAAUCAAAAAGAGAGAUUUUCUCUGUGUGACUACUAUGGCUACAACUUCAUUGGACAAUUAGAGAUGAUCCUCAGACCACUGAGUUUACAGGACGCUGGAUCAUAUCAGUGUGGAGAGACUGGAGGGUGGAAUCACACUGUGAACCUGACAGUGAUCAGAGAUCCGUGUUGUUUGGGACCAAAGACUGUGACUGGUUAUCUGGGAAUGACGGUCACCAUCAGCUGUUCAUAUCCAGAGGAGUUUGAGAAAAAGACAAAAUACCUCUACAAACUUCAGAGGGAACAUUUUACUUCAGUGAUCCGAACCUCAGAGACUCAGAAAGGCCGAUUCUCCAUCUCUGAUGACAGAAGCUCUAAAGUUCUCAGUGUGAGAAUCAGUGAUGUGAGAGAAGAUGAUGGAGGAGUUUAUUACUGUGGAGUGUGGAGCCACGGGAUGCUAGUCAGUUAUGAAUCCCUCUUCACAGAGAUUCAGCUGCAGGUCACUGAUUUCUCUGUGAUCAUCUCUGUGAGUGUCUGCGUGGCUCUGCUGCUGAUUGGAGGAUCAGCAAUGAUCGUCUACCAACGGAGACACAAACAGACACGAGGAUCCACCUCUUCACUGAACAGUGGGAAUAAGGAAAACAAAGCUAUUUCUCACUCUGCCAGUGACUACGAGGAGAUUAGGGACACCAGAGCUGCUCCACUUUACUCUAUGGUCCAACUACCUGCAGGACUCUCUGAUCACCCAAACAAUGUCUAUACCACCACAUGGUGACCUCCAAGCAUUCACAGAAGGGACACUGUGCAAAAUGUAAAUAAAAAAGAGUGUAAUUACGUGCAAACCAAUGAAACACCAAUUGAAUAUAGAAAAAUGACAACAUAUCAAAUGUUGAAAGUGAGUUUUUUUUUUUUUUAUAUAUGCCCAUUUUGAAUUUUGAUGCCAGCCAUACGUUUUAAUAAAAGUUGGGAUGGGGGCAACAAAUGGCUGGUAAAGUUGAAUGAUGCUUGAAAAACACCUGGUGGAAUAUUUCACAACUAAUUAGAUUAAUUGGCAACAUGUCAGUAACAUGAAUGGGUAUGGUUUCCCAGAGAGGCGGGGUCUUUCAGAGGCAGAGAUAAGGAGGGGUUCACUAUUGUGAAAGACUGCACUGGCAAAUUUAGGAAUAACGUUUCUUAAAUGUAAAUUAGCAAAGAACUUGGGGAUUUUAAAAUCAUCUACAGUUCAUAAUAUCAUGAAAAGAAUUUUGAGGAUCUGGAGAAAUCUCUAUGUAAGGGACGAGGCCAAAAGCCAGUAUUUGCUGGCUGAGAUCUUUGGGCCC
Messenger RNA from Pygocentrus nattereri (red-bellied piranha), 1539 nucleotides. RefSeq lists its product as uncharacterized. NCBI's taxonomy places the organism in Eukaryota, Metazoa, Chordata, Actinopteri, Characiformes, Serrasalmidae. The transcript has 6 exons. The record is from RefSeq and is a predicted model, not a curated record. Bases 48 to 995 code for a protein of 315 amino acids.